AUGGAUCGGUAGUAGCAAUUCUAAAUAACAUCAACUUAGUCUACUCAAAAGCCUAAAAUAAAAAAAGAAGAAGUCUCUCUAUCUACUAAUCCCAUAGAUAACCCUUGGAUUCAGUCAGUCUGCGUGCUUAAAUUCGACACUGAGCUGGGAUAAGUUAUGGAACAUCAAUAUCCACCUAAUACUUUGAACCCUUUAGAAGAAAAGGACAUAACAAGCCUGGCCUUCCCUGAAUCGAAUUCAGUGAUAUGUGAAGGCAAUCUCCUGUUUACAUUCAGACUCAGACAUUACAGCAAGUUGCCUCUGACUGCUAUUAGUCCCUCAGAGCAUCAGUUCAGUUUUGGCUUCACUAUCUUCAAUUAGAAGAAAGACCAGAAGAGUGCAAGAGGGUUCACUCAGCGCUCCAUAGUCAUCAUGAGUGAUCUCUACUUCGUUCAGUUUUACUAUCAGUUAGUAGGGAUUGUAGCGAGCAAAUGCCAGUUCCACACUGAGAUGCUUCUCUAAGACGAUGAUGAAACUGAAAUGGAAGAAGCCAGACCUGAAAAGGUUCUUAAACAGUUCUACCAAAUUUUAAACUCAUGGCCUAUACCCAUUCCAGGGCAAUAAUAUGAACUGAAUGUCUUCGGUUAUCUAAUUCAAAUUGAUCUACCCAAAGACAUGCUUGAAAACCUUGGAUAGAAGUAAAAACAGAAAAGAAUCGACCAUCUUAAGAGUAAAGGUAUCGAAUAUGAAGACAUUUAAAGCACCGAUUUUCAGUUGGACACCUACAAUACACAUUCAGGUCAAGCAACCUCUCUUAUGACUGAUGACUCUAGUUUGCCAGAAGAUGACUAGAAAGUUACUUAAAAUGCACUAAAUAGUGAAUCAGGCUAGAUUAUUUCUCAAGAAAAAUUACAGAAUCCUAAAUCUAAUCAGCAGCAAGAUGAGGAGGAAUAAUAGCAAUAGCAAAUUGAUUCAAAAUCAGAAAUCUAAAACUAAGAGGAGUCUAAAGCUGAGCAAUAAGAAGAAGUGAAGAGUUACGAGAAAAAGAAUGGCACCGAACUGGAGUAAUUGAAUAACAACAAUCGAUACAGAAUAGAUACUAGCUUCGAGAAAGAAAAUAAAAGCAAAAACAAUCUUGAAUUGAUUGAGAAAAAUUCUAGGACUAUUAAUACAUCAAGGAAUAAGCAGAAUACAUACAGAAAUAAUUAGCAAGAAAACGAGUUAAUAACUUACUUGACAAAGCAGUACAGCUGCAGUGACAUGUUUGGAGAACUGAUUAUUUAAAAAUACUUCUUGGGACAGAGUUUUUUAGUGCUAUGGCAAUUGUGGGAGAUAGCAAUUACUGAAGCCCCAUUAUUAAUAGUAGGUGAUGAUCCAACUGAAUGCUCUCAUAUUGUCCUAAUCUUAUUGUCUCUUAUAAGUCCUCUGAAGACACUUGCAGAUUACAGACCCUACAUAACUUUAUAUGAUUCAGACAUCAAAGAUUUUUCAACUUAGUCAAAGAAGAAGCAACUAGGGAACGUAAUUAUGGGAGUGAGCAACCCCUUUCUGAUAACAUUCUUGGGCUAAUUUGAAAAUGUACUUCACUUAGAGAGAGGACACUUCAUUGAGAAGAAGUAUCAAAGUCCUAAAGACCUUGAAUUUAACUAAAAAUGCUUGAAAGGCUCUUCUAAAUUGCCAAAGGAAGUUAAGCACUCACUUAUUUCAUCUAAGAAACUCUAUAUGAAAACAAAUAAAAUCGCAUUAAAGCAUUUGAACAUGGAUAAAUCAGUUGAGGAGUCUCUGGCUAUUAAUAACUGGAUCCUUCGAAAGCACUUUAAGGAGAUGACUGAGGAUUUCUUAUCAAGUUUCAACAGGUAUUUGCAGGUAAACUGGGCUGUCAAGGGCACGGGUGAUAUGAAUUAGAUCAAGUUCAACCUGACUAGACCUUUUAAAGAAAAGGAAUUUUUCGACUCUAUUCAUAGAGACAACUCCUUCUGUAAGAACUAUAUGGGAGGAUCUAAGGACAAGACUUUAAAGCUUUACAAGAAAUUUAUAAAUACAACUCUGUUUAGAAAGUACCUGAACGAUAAGAAAAAGGAGAUUGGAUCUAGGGAAGUCCAGAAAUUCCAAAAUUUUCAUAGUGGCAAUUUGCUAGGCCCACAAAAUAUAAACAACCUCUAGUAAAACUAUUAAUCUUGA
This is a messenger RNA of Stylonychia lemnae, 2160 nucleotides long. The record is from the annotation of a GenBank genome assembly. NCBI's taxonomy places the organism in Eukaryota, Ciliophora, Spirotrichea, Sporadotrichida, Oxytrichidae.